Molecule: messenger RNA, 6767 nt
Organism: Motacilla alba alba
Lineage: Eukaryota; Metazoa; Chordata; Aves; Passeriformes; Motacillidae
Gene: CNTN5
Product: contactin 5
Exons: 24
Coding region: 775-4074 (1099 amino acids)
Biological process (GO): cell-cell adhesion
Molecular function (GO): protein binding
Source: RefSeq, a predicted model, not a curated record
UUUGUAGUGACUCUACAAUACAACCUUUUCCUUCUCUAAUUGGAAAAUUUAUGACUCAGAGAUUUCUAUUAGUCUUAGUAAAGAGAUGAUCUAAAAUUGAGUGUCUAAACCUGCAAUCUAACAUGUAGAACAUGUUCAAAUAUGUGCAUUUUUUCACAGAAGAGAUUAGCAAAAGCCGUGUUAGUGCUCAUCAGAAAAUAGAGCUAAAAGGAACAUCACAAAAAUGUACUGGUUUGCUGAUAAUCCUGCUCUGUGAAACUAGAAUACAUAUUUUCAUUUGCUAAUCCUAUUUACAGAAGAUAAAGUCCCAUGCUUCGGAGCACUGCCAACCGUGAACUGCUUGGUGUUUAGCACAUAAUACUGCUGCCUGGGCAAGUGAAGCAUUGUGUCUCGCUCCUUUAAGUAACCCAGUUAAAUUGCCUCUGCCUACCACACCUGGGAUUACAGGACACUUCAUACUUUUUAGAUAAACACAGAAUAACGAUGAGAAGCAAUUUUCAAGGUAUUGCCCCAACUACUCAGAAAAACAGAUGUAAAUGAGAGAAAAGCUGUUUAGAAGAAGCAAGGUCUGGAUUUGCUCUGAGAUAGAGUAAGACUGCUGGAGAAGCUAUUGGAUUUGACAGAAAAACACAGAAGAGAUCAUGGUGAGUGACAGUGGGAAGAAAAAAAUGUUUGGAAGUUAAUGGUGUGGAAAUAAGGCUAAGCUUUAAUUAAGAAACGUCAACGUUGCUAACAACUGCACAAAGAAGGAAGGAAGGACCUUUGUGACCAAGGAUGUGGUUGUCAUGGAAACUCUUGCUGUUUCUGUCACUUGCUGGCUGUCUUUCAGAUUAUUCAGAAGCUGUUCCUGGUCUCCCCACAUCAUAUGCUGCUAUCCUAAGAAUCAAAUCUGGUAGUUCAUCUUUAGCCUCAUUUAAUUCAAAGAACAGACCACGAUUAAGCAGUCCUUCAUUAGGAAGUGUAUCUUCACCAGGCUGGAGAGGAGCCACACAACAUUAUCACUCCCCGACAAACCUCUACCACUUCUCAGAGACCUUCAAACAUGAUGAAAGUGUUGAUUAUGGGCCAGUGUUUGUACAAGAGCCAGAUGAUAUGAUUUUUCCAACUGAUUCUGAAGAAAAAAAAGUGUCUCUGAAUUGUCAAGCACGUGGAAAUCCUACUCCUACAUACAGAUGGCUUCGAAAUGGAACUGAAAUCGACAUUGAAAGUGAUUAUCGCUUCAGUUUAAUAGAAGGAAGUUUGAUCAUCAGCAACCCCAGUGAAAUGAAAGAUUCUGGACAGUACCAAUGUUUAACUACCAACAUGUUUGGCAGUAUUUUAAGCAGAGAGGCUGUUCUUCAGUUUGCAUAUCUGGGGAAUUUUAGCGGUCGGACAAGAAGUGCUGUAUCUGUACGUGAAGGUCAAGGAGUUGUUCUGAUGUGCUCCCCUCCACUUCAUUCUCCAGAGAUCAUCUAUAGCUGGGUAUUUAAUGAAUUCCCAUCUUUUGUGGCAGAAGACAGCAGGCGUUUCAUCUCUCAGGAGACAGGCAAUCUCUACAUAUCCAAGGUACAAACAUCCGAUGUUGGCAGCUACAUAUGCCUGGUGAAAAACACAGUGACAAACGCCAGAGUUUUGAGUCCUCCUACGCCUCUGACACUGAGAAAUGAUGGUGUGAUGGGGGAAUAUGAACCAAAAAUUGAAGUCCAUUUUCCUUACACAGUUACAGCUGCAAGGGGAACUACUGUUAAGAUGGAGUGUUUUGCACUUGGAAACCCUGUUCCAACAAUCUCUUGGAGGAAGGUUAAUGGUCAUAAUCCAAGUAAAGCCCGCCUGAGAAAAUCCCAAGCUGUGCUUGAAAUACCUAAUGUGCAGCUAGAGGACUCAGGAAUGUACGAAUGUAAGGCUGAAAACUCUCGUGGAAGAAAUGUCUUCAGAGGACAGCUACAAGUAUACACCUACCCUCACUGGGUGGAGAAGCUCAAUGAUACCCAACUAGACAGUGGAGAUCAGCUCCGGUGGGAAUGCAAAGCCACUGGAAAGCCAAGGCCCACUUAUCGCUGGCUGAAAAAUGGAGCUCCUCUCUGGCCACAGAGCAGGAUUGAGAUGAUUAAUGGUGUUCUGAUGAUCCAUAGUGUGAAUGUCUCAGAUGCUGGAAUGUAUCAGUGCUUAGCAGAAAAUAAGUAUGGUACGAUUUAUGCCAGCGCUGAGCUGAAGAUUUUAGCUUCAGCUCCCACUUUCCCACUGAAUCAAAUGAGAAAAACAAUAAUUGUUACCAAAGGCCAAGAAGUUGUCAUUGAGUGCAAGCCAGAAGCCUCUCCAAAGCCAACUAUCACUUGGAAGAAGGGCGACAAAGUGUUAAGGGAGAAUAAGAGGAUAACUAUCCUUCCACAUGGGAGUCUGCGAAUCCUGAACGCUUCCAAGUCUGAUGAAGGGAGGUAUUUAUGUCAAGGUGUAAAUGUAUUUGGAUCUGCAGAAAUCAUUGCAUCAGUAUCUGUUAAAGAACCUACAAGAAUAGAGCUGACUCCAAAGAAGAUUGAGUUAACGGUUGGAGAGAGCAUCGUCCUCAGCUGCAAAGCCCUUCAUGACAGCACAAUGGAUGUCACCUUCUACUGGACGCUCAAUGGGCAGCCAAUUGACUUUGAGAAAGAAGGUGGACACUUUGAAAGCAUCAAGGCACAAGCGUCCUCUGCAGAUUUAAUGAUCAGGAACAUCCUCCUGAUGCACGCUGGGAGAUAUGGUUGCAGGGUUGAGACCGCAGCGGACACCGUGUCGGAUGAGACAGAGCUGCUUGUUAGGGGUCCUCCUGGUCCCCCAGGGGUUGUAAUAGUGGAGGAAAUUACAGACACAACAGCAACACUCUCCUGGAGUCCUGGGGCAGACAAUCACAGCCCUAUCUCCCUCUACAACCUGCAAGCACGCAGUCCAUUUUCUCUUGGCUGGCAGACCGUAAAAACAGUUCCAGAUCUGAUAAGUGGUGACAUGGAGUCUGCUAUGGCUGUGGAACUGAACCCUUGGGUGGAGUAUGAGUUCAGAGUGGUAGCAACCAAUAAAAUUGGGACUGGAGACCCAAGUGCACCAUCGCGAGUGAUCAGAACCAAUGAAGCAGUGCCAAAGACACCUCCAGCUAACGUAAGUGGCAGAAGUGGAAGGCGGCAUGAAUUAGUAAUAGCAUGGGAGCCAGUGUCAGAGGAGUUUCAGAGUGGAGAAGGAUUUGGAUAUAUUGUAGCCUUCAGACCCAAUGGGACGCGUGGGUGGAAGGAAAAAAUGGUGACAUCUUCAGAUGCAUCAAAAUUCAUCUACAGAGAUGAAAGUGUGCCACCUCUGACUCCUUUUGAGGUGAAAGUUGGCGUUUACAACAACAAAGGAGAUGGUCCCUUCAGCCCUAUUGUGGUCAUCUGCUCAGCUGAAGGAGAACCCACUGCUGCUCCCAUCGAUGUCAAAGCUACGAGUUUGUCUGUAUCAGAGAUUCUUGUUGCAUGGAAACAUAUUAAAGAAAGUCUAGGAAGACCACAGGGAUUCGAGGUUGGUUACUGGAAGGACAUGCAGCAGGAAGAAGCAGCAGAAAAGGUCAAAACAGAGGGAAAUGAGUCAUCCAUCCUCCUGACAGGAUUAGAAGGAAACACGUUAUACCACCUAACAGUGAGGGCAUACAAUGCUGCAGGGUAUGGACCACCUAGCACUGCUGUGCAUGCAGCAACCAAGAAGUCCCCUCCCAGCCAAGCACCCGGCAAUAUUAUGUGGAUACAGGAUGGCUCACAUGUGUCUCUUGGGUGGGAGCCAGUCAGACCUCUAGCUAAUGAAUCUGAUGUAAUGGGAUACAAGGUGUUGUUUCGGCAAGAGGGCCAGAGCAAUAGCCAAGUUAUAGAAACACAAAAAACCUCUGCAGUGGUACUUCUUCCUGAUGUUGGGGUCUACAUCAUUGAGGUCUGUGCAGUCAGUGAAGGAGGGGAUGGGACUGCAAGUCCCCAGAUCAGAGUUCCAUCUUUUUCAGGAGGGAAAGUAACAAGUGCUCAGUCCACCUUACAUGUGUUGUCUACUUCCUCAUCCUCUGUAACACUGCUUUUGGCACUGAUGGUACCUUCGACCUCAUGGUGAAGGCUGCAGACUUUGUUGUUGUUGUUAUUUGUUUGCUUUAACUUGAUGACACCAAGGGAUGGAGUUUUAUGUCCGUGGAGAAACUGAAAACCCAAGCAAAUGCUUAAAGACCCAUCAAAAUGCCUGUGGUGCACUUAGAGAAGUGUUGGAGACACGGUCAAUAAUUCAUCAGGUUUUUAUCUCUUCUUUAUUUGUAAAAGUCCUCUGGGGAGGAGACCCUUCUUGGCCCAAAAAUAUGCAGAUUGUAUGUAAUAAACUUUUGUAAGCAAAGGUAAUUUCUGUCAAAUGUAUUUUCCUUUUUUAAUAUGUUUAAAUUUGGCAAACUCCGUCAUGUAUCACCAGGUGUUUAAAGGGUGAUGUCUAGUACAGUACACCUGUAUGGUCUGGAGAAAAGAAAUCCUUUUUUAAUUAUAGAAAAAAGUUUGAUACAGCUGGUUGUUCCUACUGCCAAGGAAGAAAAACAUAGUUUAUAUACAAUGACCUCUACAAAAGUAAAGAACUUGUUCUGAAAAUAUAUAAUAUAUAUUCAUUUAGCAAAAAGAAUUGUCAAUGGAAUACUAGACAGCUUACCCCAGAACAUAGCAAAAUGGAGCAAAAAAAUCCAUUUAUUUUAUUACCAGGUAAAUGAAAAAUUAUUAAACACAAGCUUAGGAGGAAACCAGUUGGUUUUUAUCAAAUACCACAAGCUUUUAUGUCCAAUGGAAUUUUGAGUAGAAAAUAAGAACUCAAUUCCUACUGCAUAUGAUAAUGAAAAUUCCACUGGGCAUUUAAACAUCAUAUACAUUAAGCUACUAAGAGGACAAAUAAAGCAAUGCAAGGAGAUAAACCUACUUUUCCCAAUCACUUCUCAGUUGUAACUUUCUUUUUCCUCUGAGUACAAUUUUUGGUAGCACUCUAUGCUUUUCAGAAUGGCAUUAUCCACAUAUCUAGAGACUGCAGUAGGAUAUAUUUUGGAGAAUUUUUUUUCUGAGAAAAAAAUACUUGGAAAAGUGCUGCAGAGCAUCAUUCCAAUUAUUUAUCUAAUUGGGUCUAUUUCUAUAGCUCACUGGAGAUUAUUCUUGUAGGUACUGGGUGAUAUCAGUUCUAAUCCCCAUUUUUUGCUGUACCAGAAAAUUUUUUACUCAAUAGACAAUUUGGACAAUUUUUCUACAUUGGAAGGCCUUUCCACAUACUGGAACCUGAGGAAAAAUGAUUCCCAGGGAAGAUGGGGUGUGUGUUUGUACAAUCAUGGUGGGCAUUUCGCUAAAACAUCUGGGGACUGUGCCUAGGAAAAACAUUGCACUGCCUGGGAAGAAUCAAGUCAAAAAUGGUUAACAUGAAAGUCCUAAUAGUGUGGUUCUUCUAGUUGUCUAUCCCUCUAAAAGUUUUGAUGAAAACCUAUUUUAGCUGAAUUGGUUCCCAAUUCAAAAUGCUAUUAUUUUGCCAGUACUAGCAAAAUAAUUUUUGGCGUUUAGAUAAUACACUACAACUGUGUUUUUUCUCAGCUGAUUCAAAACAGUAACCAAGAAAGCACAACAGAGACAAGAAGGUAAAAAGCUGACGAUGACUAAAUAUUUUUGCUUUUGAAUAUUUUAUCAGUAAAUUUUUUCAGAGGAGGUUCAACUUAAAUCUUUGCUACCAACUAAUAUUUUAAAUAAUUUUCUUUAAAAAUGGUUUUUAAAAUUACUUAAGUCACCAUGUUGCUCAGAAAACAAAGGCAGAAUAGCUAGCUAAGAAUUGACUGCAGAUAUACAGAAAGAGGCCUUCUAUAUCUCUGCUUCUGGAAAAGCCUUUGAGAUCAAAGACAGGAAGAAGUACCUUGCUGAUAAAGCAAACUCAUAGAGAAUAACUACCUGCUGUCCAUUGUAAAACAGCAGCACUGCUACUGUGCAGAGAGCCUACAUCAACAAUCCAUCAUCUGCCAAAAUGUUAAAAUAAAUAAGAAUAAAGUGAUGAACCAAAAAGUCAAAUGGAUAUUUUAUAAAUUAGUUAUGCAUAAUUUCUUCUAUUUUUUAUACAGUUGCUUGCCAGUGCAGUUCAUUUCAGAGUAUUCAAAAAGGCUACAUUCACUGCUGGUGGCAUUUGGGUAAACUUUCUGUUAACAAUAAAUGGAUAUGCUUUAUAGGAAGAAAAAAAAGUCUGAUAAGGAGACAGAGCUCCAUCUAGACACAUCUCCCUCUCUAGUAUGAAGAUACAAAUAGAAAUAUUGAACAUACCAUCAGGUAAUGUAGUUGUAUUGCAGGGACAAAAGGAGGUAUGUUUUAUAUUCAACAUGAACAGAAUAUGUAUUUUGCAUCUUAAAUAUAUUAAUAAACAUGUUUUAAAUGUUUAAGUACCUAUGUAUUACCUAUUUGUUACUUUGUAGAAGAUGUUUCCUUAUCAUGACAUUUUUAGUUGCAAGGGGAAGCUUUUUCCUCUUUCAUGUAAAAGAUUGUAAUAGUGCAGUCUGGCGUCACUGAGGAGACUGUAUUUUUGUAUGUCUGAGGAUCUGUUCAGAAAAAAUAAUAAUUAGAAAGAAACCUUGUUACACAGACCAAAAGAAAGUUGCUGUCAUGGCCCAUAUCAAAAUGUUAGAUAUAUUGUAUACAAUCUGUAUAUAUGCUAUAUAUAAUGGUAUAUACAAUGUGGAAGACACAGUAAUAUAAUAGUUUCUGUGUACUGUUCUUGUAACAUUAGAUCUUUUUAAUAAAUUAUUCUCUUUUUAUUGACUUUUA